Molecule: messenger RNA, 1659 nt
Organism: Drosophila ficusphila
Lineage: Eukaryota; Metazoa; Arthropoda; Insecta; Diptera; Drosophilidae
Product: pickpocket protein 19
Exons: 4
Coding region: 1-1551 (516 amino acids)
Biological process (GO): sodium ion transmembrane transport
Cellular component (GO): membrane
Molecular function (GO): ligand-gated sodium channel activity
Source: RefSeq, a predicted model, not a curated record
AUGUUUUCCCGUCCAAGAGGUGAGGUCAAGCGAGUACUUCCGUUUGGGGCUCGGCAGAAGGGCCGAGGAGUCCUAGCCUCCAAAAUUUUAAAGUCGGAGAGCAAUAGUGCAUGGACUGCUCUACUCGAUUGCUACAUAAGCAGAUCGCAUAUACACGGACUGUAUUUGCUGUUUUUACCAACGAUGCGGCGACGCAUGAGGAUCCUUUGGCUCCUGGCACUGGCGUGCGCCUUCACUGUUCUGCUCUACGUGAGCUAUUUGCUGGGGGAGCGGUACCAAAACAAGCAGUUUCAGACGGUUGUAGCCCACUCGCACGCCUCCAUUGGCAAAAUAUCCUUUCCGGUGGUAAUCAUCUGUAACAAGAACCGCCUUAACUGGUCCCGACUACCGGAGAUUAGGAGGCGGUACAAUAUAACCGCCACCCAAGAGGAGCUCUUUGACCGCAUCCUCACCGCCUACGACGGACUGAGUUUCCAGGAGUUCCACCUUUUCGAUAAGCUGCAGGGUGAGUCCCUGGAUGAGCUCAACCACCUGAACUUCACGCAAAUUGUUUCCGAUAUGUCCUGGCGGUGCGACGAGAUCCUCGGAGACUGUCUCUGGCAGGCAGUGCCGCGGAACUGCUGCCAGCUCUUCCGACCCCGACGCCUGCCCCUCGGACACUGUCUGGCCUUCAACGAGCUAGAGCGGCGACGGGGCACGGCGACAGGACUCAACUCGGGGCUGCUCGUCCGCCUGCGCCUUCGAGAAGCACUCCACGCUCCGGGGAACCCGGCUUCGAAAGGAUUCUUGCUGACAGUGUUGGAGUCCUCGGUGUGGUUCGGUUUCCCCAUCGAGGUUCUGCCCCACGCCCGCACCAACGUGGCCGUCACGGCGGUGUACCACUACUUCGACGAGAGCACUCUGAGCCUGCCCUCGCGGAGUCGGCGCUGCGUCAUGGACUACGAGCAGGACAGCGAGCACUUCCAGACCCUGGAGGGCCAGAAGUACAUGCUGGAGAACUGCCAGGCGGAGUGCCAGCAGCGGUACCUGUUCCGGUACUGCAACUGCUCCCUGGACCUCUUCUACCCGCCCUCCGAGUACGCCGCCUGCCGGCUGAGGGACCUGCCCUGCCUGGCGGCCCACAACCACCUGCUGCAGAACUUCGAGCAGCCCGGGGAGCAGCCGUACGUGCACAGGGCGGAGUCCGGCCUAAUCUGCGAGUGCCUGCACAACUGCAAGUCCCUGACCCUGAUGACCGACACGCGAAAGAGCGUCCAGCAGCCCUGGCUGCAGCCCAAUUCGAGCGUGGCCGAGAGCAUGUGGCUCAAUGUGUACUUCAAGAAACCCUCCAUGCUGGUCUACAAGACCAAUUUCAUUUACACCUGGGUGGACUUGGUCGUUUCCUUUGGGGGCAUAUGCCAGCUAUGUUUGGGAUGUUCGAUCAUCAGCCUCGUCGAGUUUGUAUUCUUUUCGCUGUUCAAGGUGCCACAACUGUUUUGGAGGCGUGCAAAUGCAAAACAAAGGAAGGUUUUAGAUGAGUGCAAUUCACUUACUCAUAAAUAUAUUAAAUGAUGUUGAUUAAAUAACGAAACACUUUUCCCUAGGCCACCUUUCAUUUACAAUUAGUUUGCGCAAAAACAGGAACUGCGUUCUAGGUUAAAAGAGAAAAUGGUUCCAGCA